Molecule: messenger RNA, 2568 nt
Organism: Ceratosolen solmsi marchali
Lineage: Eukaryota; Metazoa; Arthropoda; Insecta; Hymenoptera; Agaonidae
Product: protein GPR107
Exons: 10
Coding region: 637-2382 (581 amino acids)
Biological process (GO): transport
Cellular component (GO): membrane; Golgi apparatus
Source: RefSeq, a predicted model, not a curated record
CGUAAUUUGUCAUUUGCUAAUAAUCGAGUUACAUUGUUUCCAUACAUUUCUCAUCUUACAAAAUAACCAUUUGAUCGGAAGGCCUUUCUCUAAGCGCCAAUUGGCAGAAGCUUCUCGACAUUUUAAUCGAGAUAUUUAUUAAUUACCCCUACUACGGCAAUUUCACUAUCUGAUAUGCAUACGUUGACUGUUGACUCUAUAGGCGGACACACUCUACUCGCGUUUAUUGCGUCUGGAGAGAGUUGCUAUGUCGCAAUUUAAUUGAGAGUCGUAAGAACAAUCACCGACCCCCCAGCUACGGGCUGUGGACACGAUACGGUACCUUUCACGCAGCCGCAGAUGCCCAGAGAUGCUCGUGCUGUAGCCACAAGACCAUGUGUUUGGCUUGUACGUGGGUGCAUGUUAAUAAUAAUUAGUAGCUGAUUAGUAGUGGUAGUGACCUUGAGUGGGAUUUGUGAUAAAGAUUGCAGUGACAAGCUAUUACGUAGGGAUAAAUUUGAUUGAAGAAAGAUCGGCAGCUGGCAAGGUGAAACAAGGCGUUGAAGAAAACAGAAUCUGCGAGGACGUCAAUUGUGUUUACUGUAAUGCCCGUGAUGUAAACGCUUUUAUACGUGGGAAUAUUCUAGUUCUUUGAAAAUGAAAUUCAAAUUUAUAUUGGGCAUUAGCUUUUUAUCCGUUUUUUUCAUCGGCCCUGCAUUUACGAGGAUACAUAAGUUUGACUUGAAGAAUGAUUUCCGCCGUUUUAUAUCGUUGAGCAGUUUUGGAUUUUAUAAAGAAGGGAUAUUGAGUGUAAACUUGAUUAAUUUUAAAGCCCUACCUUUCGAUGAUAACGAUGUGUUUGGUUUUAGUCUGGAUCGUACGCUAAGCGAUGCAAUGAAUCCUUAUUUGGAUAGUCACGAUAAAUGCCCUCUACAAGAGACAUUCAAUGCUAAAUCAGAUUACGAGCAAAAAGAUGAAACCGCAGUGAUAUAUUUUAAAUUUGACUUGAAACAUUUGCAGUUGACGGUAAAUUGCAGCAGUAAUGUACAUUCUGUACACAUUUAUAAGAAUUCAAGUAUUAUAAGACUGGCUCGGAAUAAACGGCAUUUACCAGCGAAGCUAAGCGAUAGCUUAUUGUUUUCGAGAACAAAAAGGGAUUCGUUUCCACAUGAAAUCGUUAAUUCGAUGGAUAAUUUCAAGCUGGAUGGGAUGUUUCAAGAAACCAGUACCUGCUUGCAAACACUACCAAUGACAAUGAAAGAAAUUAAGGGUGAAAAGUAUUACAAUACCAGUUUUGCCAUGUACGUUGCCAAUGAAAAAGAGGAGGGAUUGUAUAAUUUAUACUUCCAUAACUGUCCAAAUUAUAGACGCAGAGUUGCAGUAGAUUUUUCGAUGGAAAUUAAAGAAAUAAACAAUGAUAAUUUUUUAAGUGCAGGAGAAAUGCCCUUGCCAGAAUUGUAUUUCAUGAUGGCUCUUUUAUUCUUUCUUUCAGGAUGCUUUUGGGUGUUCAUUUUAAAGAAAAGCAAACAUCCGGUCUUUAAGAUUCAUUACCUUAUGGCGGUUCUCGUUUACUUAAAGUCAUUGUCUUUAUUAUUUCAUGGGAUCAAUUUUCAUUUUAUUCAAACGAAAGGUGAACACGUGGCAGCAUGGGCCAUACUUUAUUACAUCACGCAUUUAUUGAAAGGAGCGGUCUUAUUCAUUACAAUUGUUCUCGUUGGCACCGGCUGGACAUUUAUCAAGCAUAUCUUAGCCGAUAAAGAUAAAAAACUAUUUAUGAUUGUUAUUCCACUUCAGGUUCUGGCGAACGUUGCUGAAAUCAUAAUUGAAGAAAGUGAAGAGGGCGACGUUGAGCAUAAAAGGUGGCGCGAUGUGUUUAUUCUAGUCGAUUUAGUUUGCUGUGGUGCUAUAAUGUUCCCUGUGGUUUGGAGCAUAAGGCAUUUACAAGAGGCAGCGCACAUGGAUGGCAAAGCAGCUGCUAAUUUACGUAAAUUGAAGCUGUUUAGGCACUUUUACAUUAUGAUUGUUUGCUACAUAUACUUUACUCGCGUCAUAGUCUACCUACUAAAGAUAACCGUACCCUUCCAAUACGAGUGGUUAGACGAAAUGUUCCGGGAAAUGGCAACUUAUGUAUUUUUUGUAUUAACCGGUUAUAAAUUUAGACCAGCCUCGGCAAAUCCUUAUUUUACAUUAUCAGCUGAAGAACUUGCUCAGGGUGAUGAUGACGAAGAAACGGAUGUUGUUGUAUUUUCUAGUGUUACGGGUAAUAGUGGUUUGACCGAAGGUCUGUGUAAAGUAAAUAAGGUUAUAAAAGUCAAUAGGCCAAUCUCUUCAGAAGUGCCAUCUACUCAAGAGGAAAGAGACAAUCUUAUUAGUAAAAGGGAGUCCUCGCACGAGUAUGAUUGAGGAUAUUUUUUCUAUCGAUGAUAAUAUCAAAUUAGAUGUAUGUGAUCGUUUUUGAUAUACUACGUAUAGCAAAGAAUGUAAAGGAUACUAAAGUUCCUUUCAUUAUUUCACGUACGUUUCAUACAGUCCUUGAAAGUUUUAUUCAAGGGAUUAAUGCUGUUAAAUACAUGUCUGAAAUUGUUGCAU